AUGUUUAAUCAUGAAAAAUCUAAAGCUAUUAAGCUAUUAAAUACUAUGCAUUAUCUUAAAGAAAAAAAUAAAGAUACUAUAAUUUUUGUACAUUUACAAAAUAAAGCUAUAGAUUUUAUUAAAGAAAGUUUAUAUCAGCCUAAUUUAUCUAUUCAAGCUCUUAAAGAUGAAACAAAACAAUUGAAAUAUAAAAAUGCUUCAAAUUUCGUGAUUUCAAAUACAGUUCAACAAAUAAAACAAGCUAAUUCAUUUAGAAUAUUAGUAGAUGAAUCUACUUAUGGUGAUAUUAAAAAAAAAAAUUUACCAAGUAUUACAAUGAUUGAUCUUAAAGAUAUUAACAAAUACAAUGCAGAGACAGUUUCAAAAAUUGUUAUUGAAGUAUGUAAUUCUUAUAAUAUUAAUAUUUCUAAGUAUGCAGUAUGGCUUACUAAUAAUACAGCGUAUCUUUUAGGAAAUUUAAAUGAAGCA
This is a messenger RNA of Racocetra persica, 468 nucleotides long. Lineage: Eukaryota; Fungi; Glomeromycota; Glomeromycetes; Diversisporales; Gigasporaceae. The record is from the annotation of a GenBank genome assembly.